Messenger RNA from Drosophila hydei, 7710 nucleotides. It is a transcript of the gene Zasp52, whose product is annotated as PDZ and LIM domain protein Zasp. The record is from RefSeq and is a predicted model, not a curated record. The coding region runs from base 380 to 7411 and encodes 2343 amino acids. The transcript has 17 exons. Gene Ontology annotation, cellular component: Z disc; stress fiber; adherens junction. Gene Ontology annotation, biological process: muscle structure development; heart development; actin cytoskeleton organization. Gene Ontology annotation, molecular function: actin binding; muscle alpha-actinin binding. NCBI's taxonomy places the organism in Eukaryota, Metazoa, Arthropoda, Insecta, Diptera, Drosophilidae.
CUUCAGUUGAGAGAAAAUCGUCGCUUAGUUAACGUCGCCCCACAAAACAACACCUCGAACGCAGAAUAAAUCUAAAGAAAUCAAUCAAUUAACGACAAAAGCCUUAACUUUGUGCUUGUGUUUAUUGUAAUAAAAAAAAGUUAAAAUUCUUAUGUGAAAUUUUCUGUGCAUAGUUGCUGAAGUUUCGAAUUGUUCAAGAAACGACAACAACAAACAAACAACAACAAGCAGCAAACAAUUUAUCUGGAUUGAAGCUAUAUCGUCAGUUAUAUAUAUAUAUACUUCAUAUAUAUAUAUAUAUAUAUUCACACAAGAUUUUUUGAAACUUUUCAAGCACCCUUCUUCCUUCCCGAAUUCCGAAUUUUAGUGCAAUAGGAAAAUGGCCCAACCGCAAUUGCUGCAAAUCAAAUUGUCACGUUUCGAUGCUCAGCCCUGGGGAUUUCGCCUGCAGGGCGGUGUCGACUUCGCCCAGCCCCUGUUAGUGCAAAAGGUGAAUGCUGGCAGUCUAUCGGAGCAGGCUGGUCUACAGCCAGGUGAUGCUGUCAUUAAGAUCAAUGACGUGGACGUCUUUAACUGUCGCCACAAGGAUGCGCAGGACAUCGUCGUGCGCUCGGGCAACAAUUUCGUCAUCACAGUGCAGCGUGGCGGCUCUACCUGGCGUCCACAUGUUACACCCACUGGCAAUGUGCCACAGGCCAAUUCGCCCUAUUUGCAGACAGUGACGAAAACUUCUCUGGCUCAUCAUCAAACCGAUAGCCAGCAUAUUGGCUGCGGCUACAAUAACUCGGCGCGUCCAUUUGCCAACGGCGGCGGCGAUGGCGGCGUGAAGAGCAUCGUCAAUAAACAAUACAACACCCCGGUUGGCAUUUACAGCGAUGAAUCUAUUGCGGAAACCCUCUCUGCUCAGGCGGAGGUUUUGGCUGGCGGUGUUCUAGGUGUGAACUUUAAGAAGAACGAAAAGGAAUACCAGGCUGACCGUUCGGAGGUGCUGAAGUUCCUGCGCGAGGAAGAGACAGGACAAUCGACUCCAGAGCCGCACAGUCCGGCGAACUUCUAUUGGACGCAAAGCCAUGCGAUUGGCGGCAACGAGCGACGCACGCCGCUGCCCCACAGCCAGGUGCAGCAGGGCCAUGGACAGGACGAACGCAUCGGCACCAAUUUACAGCAAAAUACGCUGGCGCCGGCGGCCACGCAUCGACCCAGCCUGCCCGUUGCCAAACCCCAGCAGCAGGAGCAGCCACAGCAGGAGGAGCAGCACGAUCCGCGCAUCAUUGUUAUGCCCAUAUGCCCCGCUCUGCAGGGUCCCCAGUACAAGGCCGAGAUGGAUGCUGCGGCGGCGGCACUGGCCGGCGGCUUGGAUGGUGUGCGUCCAUUGUCCGCCAGCGGACAUCCGGCCUGUCAAUUGUGCGGCGUGGGCAUUGUUGGUGUCUUCGUGCGUAUCAAGGACAAGAAUCUGCAUGUGGAGUGCUUCAAGUGUGCCACCUGUGGCACCUCCCUGAAGAACCAGGGCUACUACAAUUUCAACAACAAGCUAUAUUGCGACGUCCAUGCCAAGAUGGCCGCCCAGUCGCAUCCCCCUGCUGGCACCGAGGGCUAUGUGCCAGUGCCCAUUAAGCCGAAUACUAAGCUGAGCGCCAGCACGAUAUCUUCGGCCUUGAACUCGCAUGGUUACGGCAGCAAUGGCUAUGCCAAUGGCAAUGCCACGCCCACUCCGGCACCGUCCGAGCCAAUGCCUGAGCUCGAGCCAGAGUCGACUGCAAGCAGCUGCCACGAGCUGCCGCUGCCACCGCCCCCGUCGCCCACGCAGCUGCUGCAAUUUGAGAGCGAGGAGCUGCUGCAGCUGCCAGCGAGAAGCAGCCAAACCACUGUCCGGCAGCAACAGGCAGCAGCUGCUGGCAGCCUCUCAUCAAUUUCCAGCGGCUCCUCGUCGUCAGGUUUGGGUGGCUGCAGCGCCGCCGCUCUCAGCCCCAGCUCCACACUCUCGCUGGACAUGGAGCAGUCGCCCAUGCACUCGCGCCAGGCAUCGGGCUCCAGCACAUCGCUGGAUGUGGCUGCUGUUGAUAAUUAUAUACCAGCCGCACCGCCCGCACCACCCGCACCGCCGCAGAAUGAGAAUGACAUGAACAUGCAGAAUAAGGGACAUAAUGCAUAUAAUCAACUGCUAAAGCAGUAUUCACAUAAGCUGCAGCAGCAACAGCUACCCGCAAACAACAACAACAACAACAACACAAACAACAGACACAACAACACGGCCAAACCAUUCACAACAACAGCAACAAGCAAUGGACAGAAUGUUGCAGCGCUGAGUGCAACACUCGCUAAUCAAUUGAAAUUUAAUUCACAUCAGGCAAAGCCAACAGUAACAGCUACAGCUUCAGCUCAGUCAGAUAUAAUGUCAGCCAACGUGGCGGAUGAGCAGUAUUUGAUUAAUAACAACAAUUGCUUUGGCGACGCCACCGCCGCCGCUGCUGCCGCUGCGUGUUCAGUUCCCUCGAUGCAGACAUCGGCAGCGAGCGGCUCUGAUCAGCCGUUCGAGUAUGUCACCUUGACCGGAAAUGUAAUACGCAGCGUGCAGCCGCCCGGCAAGGGCAAUGCCUCGGCCAGCUAUCGGGUCAAUCAGGGCUACGCUCGUCCCUAUGGCGCCUCUCAGCCGCCAGCGGCAGCGCCCAAGUCGCCGGUGCCGGUCUCCUAUCCACCUCAGCAGCAACAGCAGCAGCGUCCUGGUGGCAAUGCCUACGCCACUUUGCCACGCUCGAAUGUUGGUCAACAAGAAUUGGAGGCGGAAGGCUUGCAGCCGCAAUACGAGGAGGAAUGCUAUGAGGUGGACGUCGAGGUUGCCUUAGCUGCUAGCCGUCGUUCGCAUGGCACCAGCUUCUCGUGGCCUCCGCCACAGGACGAAGGUCACGCAGCACCAACAGCUGCACCACUCUAUAUAGCACCACCCGAAACGCAGCAUGUGGUGGUGGCAAAUCCUGUGCAGGAGGUGCCUCCGCUGCCGCCGGGCAGUGCCAGCUCACGCCUCGACCCACAGCCGCAGGAGCAGCCGCAGGCGAACAAGUCCCAGCAAGCGCCACAGUGGCAGAGCUACUCGGCGCCACAGCUGACGCAGCAGCGUGUGCAGCAGACUCAGCUGGAACAAGAGUCGAGCUCGGACAGUUAUACGUCCACAUCGACAACCACAACAACCACCUCGGAGGAAUAUCAGCGCAUGUAUGCUGCCCAGCUGCAGGCCUAUCAAAUGCAGCAGGCGUGCUAUGAACAAUCCGGCUCCGAGCUGGACUACCAGUUGGAGCAGGACGCGCAGGACUAUGCCUCGGGCAGGCGCAGUGCUCAGGAAUGCGUCGAUUCGCUCUCAGCGCCAUUGAGCACCUACAAGUUAAUCGAUAUGGUAAGGGAGGUGACACCCAGUCCCGUGCCUACUCCAGCCCCAGCUCCAGCUGCAGCUCCAGUUGCUCGUCACGUGGUCUUCAACGAUGAGCCCGAGAUCAAGGAGCUGCACACUGAGCUGGAGACGAUACCCGAGUCGGCCGAAGAUCGUGAGGGCCUCAUCAUUGACCAGCGCUGCCAGAUACUCGAGAGCGAGCGCAUGUUUCAGGCAACGCCAGAGAUUAAGAUUGAAAUAGCGCCCGUGCGUCAGCGGCCACCACCCUCCAAGAUACCCAACCCCAUGCCCAAGGAAUGGAUUAAUCCCAUGAUUCGUGUGCUUACCACAGCGCCGGAGGUGCCUUUCCACCUAGUGGAGUGUCCGAUUCCCAGGCCUUGCGACGAUAACUUCGAGGCGGAGGCAGCUGCAGCCGAAGAGGCCGCCGAGCAGGCAGCUCUACAAGCUGCAGUUGCUCCACCUCCUGCACCAGCUCCACCUCCACCUCCGGCUCCAGCUCCAGCUGCCGCUCCAACUGCUGCCGUAGAUGCCUAUGCCAUUCAGCUGCUGCGUGAGUCCCCGCCUCGCGGCAAUCGACUCAGUCAGGCUAUGGCUACAGCGCCGGAGUUUGCAGUCCGCUUUGCCCCGCCAGCAGCUGAGGGCGUUCCACUACCCGAAGAAACAGUGCCCUAUAUGCCACCGCCCAUGGACAUGAAACCGUAUAUGCGCGAAGAUUAUCGUCCGAAGAGUCCGUUUGUGAGCGCCUUGACCACGGCACCGGAGCGUCCCUUUGAGGGCCACUUCGAUCGGGACGUACCCAUCCAUAUGAUAGACCUGCCCACACCCAAGGAGCAUCUGAGCAUGUGCGAUGCGCUCUGCACAGCGCCUGAACGUGGCUACACUCCACUCAAUCCCGAGAAUGCGACGCAGCGCCGUGAUGAGGAGCAAAAACAGCAGGAACUAAAGAAGUAUGAAUUUCAGGUGCUGGAUCAUGAGGAGGAACUGGGCAUCAAGCCCCAGCCACCCGAGUCUGUGGAGUACUUCAAAACGCAGCCUCAACAGCCUCGCAAAUCCUCAGCAUUUGCGGCCAUGCAAGCAUUCCAGCCGUCUCGCGAACCACUCUCCUCCAACACCAACUCCAACUCCAACUCCAAUUCCUCCACGUCCAACGUCUCAAAUUCCCUAUCGAAAGAACAGAACGAUCUUGAGUACCAGAAGUACUGCAAGGCGCAGCAGCGCAAUCAAAAGCGACUCGACUACUUUCACAAAAAGGAAGAGGAGCUCAAUCAAAAUCAAACACAGAUGAAACUUUCAGAGACAAACUCGUCUAAUUUGAAUGCGAAUGCUGCGACUGCUUCCUCUAACUCCUCUUCCACAGUCCAUCAGUCUAACAUCAACAACAACAACAACAACAACAGCAACAAGUCCACCUCCAACUCUGCUUACGUCGCCCAAACACAGACCCAGGCCCAGGCUCAGGCUCAAGUCCAGUCUCAUGUUCAGGCCAGCAGUCGGUCCUCCUUUUCAGCUAGCACCAACCUGACCACCUCCUCCUGCACCACCAAUCAGACAGCUGUAAAUACUGCUUGCAAGUUCGAUGCCCACGAACUGAUCGAGGAAACCGCUGAGGAGCUCGAGCACUCUGAAGUACUAUUCCCGCCACCAUCCCCGCUCAGCCAUUUGAAAGGCAAAGCCGUCCAGUCCGGUUUGCAUAAGGCGGAUGCCAUACCCAAAUAUCAGCGCAAUUGGACAGUGCUGCCCACCCAGAGCCCCAUACGCACACCGGAGCCACAAGAGCUGCGCGAGAAUGUGCCGCUUGCUUUCGUAGAUGCACCCAAGCAGCCGGCGACCGCGACCAAUGCCAGCUCAGAGACUGUACACAGACCCAUUGCAAAGGUUUCGGCGGCAUCGACGGCUGCUCGAGGCUCGAUUGCUUCGGUGGGUAAGCCAGUGGUGCCCGUCGUGCCGUCGGUGCCCAUCAUAAUAGAAGAUCGUUCGGGUCCAGUAACGAUGGCUUUUCAAUCACUAGAUGAAUAUGAACGGCCCGAUCAGUCGCUGACACCCACUCGACCGUAUACGCCCUGCUCGUCCGUCUGUUCGAUGAUCAACAAGCCGGCACCGAUCAUACCCUUCUAUCAGACAGAGGAGAAGCUCUGCUUUGAUGAGUGCCCCGCUACGCAUGCACGUGACUAUGAUCAACGUGCUGCCUCACCCUUUCCAGAUCGCGCACGCUCCCCAGCGCCCGGACCACCACCGAAUCCGCUCUCAGCCAUACGAGCACCACGCAUGAAGGAUCCAUCGGAGUCUCAGCUGCUCUCAGUCGGAGGACCACGUCUCCAGGCGGGCUCCAUCACCACGGGCCAGAGCUAUCAGGGUCAGCUACUGGCCCAUUCAGAGCUCAGCUCGCAGUCAGCUAGCCAGAGCUACAGCCAGCAGCCCGAGAAGUUGACAGAGAUGAGAAUAGGCAACGUCAACGUGCAGCAGCGCGAGCAGUCCUCGCAGCUGCAGGAGCAAAACCAAUCGCAACUUCAAAGCCAGACCAAGACCCAAAUUGGCAAUACACAGAUCGAACGCAGGCGCAAGGUUACUGAGGAAUUCGAGCACACCCAAAGCGCCAAGACCAUUGAGAUACGCACAGGCUCCAGCUCCCAGACACAGUUGAAGUCGCAAUCUCAGCUGCAAUCGCAGUCGCAGUUGAAGUCGCAGUCUCAAUCGCAGUCGCAAGCUCAAUCGCAAUCCCAGUCGGAGUCGACGGAGCGUCGUUCGUCUUAUGGACGCACAGGCUUUGUGGCGGAUCAAGCGCGUCGCCUCUCUGGCCUAGAGCAGGAAAUCAGCAGCUUGACCACUCAGUCUCAGGCCAUUAGCGCGCGGGCCUCUACUCUAGGUGAGAGCAGCUUUCCACAGCUGCGUUCGCCCACCUUUGAGGACAAGUUUCCUCUGCACCUAGCUACAGCUGCAGCACCUGCACCUAACUAUUCACCAGGUGUGGCCGCAGGUGCUAAGCUUCUAGGACCUCCACCUGGAUUCAUGCAGCAGCAACAGCAACAGCAGCAGCAGCAGCAGCAACAACAACUGCAACAGAGGUCGGCCUUCAAGUCAACUUCUUCAACUCAGCAACAGCAGCUGAGCUCAUCGCUAACAUCAGCUUCAGCAAUUACAUCCACAUCUGCAUCAACAUCUGCAUCAGCAUCAGCAUCAAAAUCGUCGGCGAGUCUAACCAAAGCUUCUGCUAUUACUACCACAACUAAUAAUCAAGCCUGUGCACAGUUCAGAGGCUCCGGAGCCACGGGCUCUACAUUAACAGCUGCGCUGGCCAAGCUGCCAAAUGCUUCGGCGCCAAAGCCAACAACAACAACAGUUGCGCCACCCGUCUUUCCGCCCAAUCUAAGCGAGUUGAACUCUAAUGUUGAUGGUUCCGCAGGUGCUGGUGGCAAGGCUGGAGCAUUUGGUGCCACCUCGGCACCAAAACGUGGACGUGGCAUCCUCAACAAGGCCGCCGGACCAGGCGUUCGCAUCCCACUCUGCAACAGCUGCAAUGUGCAGAUCAGGGGACCCUUCAUUACGGCUCUGGGUCGCAUCUGGUGUCCGGACCAUUUCAUUUGCGUGAACGGCAACUGCCGUCGUCCGCUGCAGGACAUUGGCUUCGUUGAAGAGAAGGGCGAUCUCUACUGCGAGUAUUGCUUCGAAAAGUAUCUGGCGCCCACCUGCAGCAAAUGCGCUGGCAAAAUCAAGGGUGAUUGCUUGAAUGCCAUUGGCAAGCACUUCCAUCCGGAGUGCUUCACUUGCGGCCAGUGCGGCAAGAUCUUUGGCAACACGCCCUUCUUCCUAGAGGAUGGCAAUGCAUAUUGCGAGGCUGAUUGGAACGAGCUAUUCACUACCAAGUGCUUCGCUUGCGGCUUCCCUGUUGAAGCAGGCGACAGAUGGGUGGAGGCGCUCAACCACAACUAUCAUAGCCAAUGUUUCAACUGCACUUUCUGCAAACAAAACCUGGAGGGUCAGAGCUUCUACAAUAAGGGCGGUCGUCCCUUCUGCAAGAAUCAUGCGCGCUAAGCUCAGUCACAGAUCUUAUUGUAUAUGGCUCGACUAUGGACUUCAGGGAUUAUGCACACUAACAACCAACAACCUACAAUAACCAACAACAACAACAAUAAAAGCAGCACGAUUAUAAAAGCAACAGUUCUUAAUCAAAGUAAAUGAUGCCUAUUUAAUAUUACGUAAUUUCCUUUAUAACUUGUUUUUUUUUGAACUGUUAUCCUAAUUUUAAAAAGAAAAAAAUCAAAAAUUGUAAACGACACGAAAUCGAAUUAGUUCCCAACAGCAGCACUCAUCUAUAUAUAUAUAUAUAGAUA